Drosophila grimshawi is the source of this 354-nucleotide messenger RNA. Its product is annotated as male accessory gland serine protease inhibitor. The record is from RefSeq and is a predicted model, not a curated record. Gene Ontology annotation, biological process: negative regulation of peptidase activity. Bases 25 to 285 code for a protein of 86 amino acids. Gene Ontology annotation, molecular function: serine-type endopeptidase inhibitor activity. NCBI's taxonomy places the organism in Eukaryota, Metazoa, Arthropoda, Insecta, Diptera, Drosophilidae. The transcript has 2 exons.
GGCUGCUGCGCUUUAUUUCUAAAUAUGAAGUACGCGUUUGUUCAGCUUAUAGCAAUUGGAUUGCUGAUGUGCCUCUCCAUGGUGCAGGCCAAGUCAGGUAUGUGCAAUGAGGAGCACUCGAAGAAUGGCAUGCCAGAUGAUGGAGCUGCCUGCAUGGCUUAUAUGCCUAGAUGGACUUAUGAUGCCGCCAAGAAUGCCUGUUUAGAGUUUAUUUAUGGUGGCUGUGGAGGUAAUAACAAUCGAUUUAGCAGCCAAGAUGAAUGCGAGAAGACCUGCAAGAACUAAGUGGAGUGAGCAAAUAAUCAACGCGCAAAGUUUAUUUUGUACAAUAAAUUUGUGAAAAUUUCACUAUAA